UCGCAGAGCGCAAAGCGGGCACCUGGGCUCCUCUGCCCACGGCCAGACUCCCCGAGGGCACAUCCCAUGAGGCACCAAGGUUAACACCCACCGGCAGUCAGUAUUUAACUUUCCACAGAAGAUUAGAUUAAACAUUCGGGUCCACAAAAGCCUCGGGUUGCAGCACAGUUGGCGAGGACUUAGCUGGCUCCAAGCUGCAGGUACUCAGCGGGCGGAGAAUUAGGUGCGAGCCUGUAGGGCUCGCUAACACCAACAGGCAGGUUCAGGCCAGCCGGGCUCUGUGAAGCCAUUUCCUGCCGCUCACACACUGCACAGAAGGAGGGAAACAUGUCUGCUCUAUCCAACUGGACAGAGACACUGGAAAAUGUCUUCAAAAGGAUUUUUGUCACCUACAUGGACAACUGGCGCAGGAACACGACGGCCGAGGAAGAGGCGCUGCAGGCCGAGGUGGACGCCGAGAACUUCUACUACGUCAUCCUCUACCUCAUGGUGAUGAUUGGCAUGUUCUCCUUCAUCAUCGUGGCCAUCCUGGUGAGCACGGUGAAGUCCAAGAGGCGGGAACACUCCAACGACCCCUACCACCAGUACAUCGUGGAGGACUGGCAGGAAAAGUACAAAAGCCAGAUUUUGCAUUUCGAAGAAGCCAAGGCCACCAUCCACGAGAAUACGGGCGCGGAGGGGUUCAAAGCGUCCGCCUGACCGGGGAGAAAGGCACAGGGCCUGGCAUGCAGACGUGAAGACAGACCAGUGCCGUCCAGCAAGUCUCGGUUGGUUCGACAACCGAGACAGACGACAUUUCAAUCUAAGUGACUUGUGUUUGCCUAUCAGAGCAGUGUUUUGUGCCAAAGAUCUCUUACUUUCUGUCCAGUGGAAAUGCCAUGUUAGUCCAUGUCAACCGCAAAUGAACGCCAAAUUGAACAUAUAGUGCCUGGGCAGUGGCAGUGGAAAAAGGGAGAGAUUUAUGAAUGACUGAAUCUUCUCUCUCACAGAACAUCAUUUGCACGUGACUGGCUCAAUGUGUAAAUAGUCCGAAUGUUAUGGACCAGCCGAGGUUCAAAACCUACCCCUUGUGCACCCAUUGAGAUAGGAGUGUUUAUUUAUUAAUUCACGUGUGCGGAGUCUGAAGUGACGAAGAGCAAAGCCAUGGCACUGUCGUGCAGUUCGCUUCUUGGAAAGCCUGAAGAACAGGGGCUGGCAUCGUAGCAUAGCUGGUUAAGACUCCGCUUGCAAAGCUGGCACCCUGUAUGGGUGCCAGUUCAAGGCCCGGCUGCUCCGCUUCCAAUCCGUUUCCUUGCUAAUGCGCCUGGGAAAGCAGUGGAGGGUGGUCCAAGCCCUUGGGUCCCUGAAUCCACCUGGCAGUUCAGGAAGAAGCUCUGGAAUCCCAGUUUUGGUCUUGCCCAGCCCCAGCUGUUGUGGCCAUUUUGGGAGUGAAUCAGCAGAUGGAAGACCUCUCUCUCUCUCUCUCUCUCUCUCUCUCUCUCUCUCUCUUUGUCUCUCCUCUCUCAGUAAAUCUGCCUUUCAUGUACAUAAAAAUAAUAAAUAAAUCUUUUAAAAAAGAGUUUAAGAAGAAUAUUUCAAAAUAAUCAUACUAGAUAAGUAGAAUAUUUUAGAACUGUCUGCUGCAACUUCCAUAUUUUUUAGCUGAUAGUUUAAGUUACACAGAAAAAUAACCUUUAAAAGAUCUGUUUGCUUUAAGAAAAAGAAAAAAAACAUUGCUUUGCAAACAUCUUACUUUCUUUCACUCAAAUUUAUUUUCUUCUCGUUCUAAUUACUGAUUUUCUUGUUUGAAAAGACUACAGAGGGGCUGGCACUGUGGCAUAGUGGGUAAAGCUGCUGCCUGCAGCGCCGGCAUCCCACAUGGGCACCAGCUCCAGUCUCAGCUGCUCCACUUCCGAUCCAGCUCUGCUGUGGCCUGGGAAAGCAGUAGAAGAUGGCCCAAGUCCUUGGGCCCCUGCACCCGUGUGGGAGACCUGGAAGAGGCUCCUGGCUCCUGGCUUUGGAUUGCUGCAGCUCCAGCCAUUGUGUUCAUUUGGGGAGUGAACCAGCAGAUGGAAUAGCUCUUCUCUCUCUCUCUCUCUCCCUCUGUGUGUGUGUGUAUGUGUGUCUGCCACUCUGUAACUCUGCCUUUCAAAUAAAUAAAUAAAUCUUUAACAAAAAAGAAAAGAUCAAAGGUACAGAAAGCGUUCAAAAUGAUGCUGUAUGUUGAAAAGCUACACAACAGGGCUGGAAUUUUGACACAGUGGAUUAAGUCACCGCUUAAGAACCCGGCAUCUCAUAUGAGUGCUGGAUUGAGUCCUAGCUGCUCUGCUUCUAAUCCAGCUCCCUGCUAAUGCAUCUGGGAAGGCAGCAGAAGAUGGCCCAAGUGCUUGGGCCCCUGCACCCAUGUGGGAGACCCAGAUGGAGUUCCUGCCUCUUGGCUUCAGCCUGGCCCAGCCUCAGCCAUUGCAGCCAUUUGGGGAGUGAACCAGCAGGUGGAAGAUCUCCCUUUCUCCCACUCUUUCUUCAUGAUUCCGCCUUCCAAAUAAACAAAUAAUUCUUAAGAGAGAGAGAGAGAGAAAGAGAAAAACUAGACAGUAACUGGUUAAUAUUUUAUACUUUGGGGAAAUAUUGGUAAUAGAUGCAAAAUUUCAGAUAACAGAAAUAAACUCAAGAGAUCUAUUGUACCAUAAGGUAACUUUGUUAAUAACCAUAUAUUAUACAUAUUCUUGAAAAAAUGCUAAGACAGUGGAUGUGAAGUCUUCUCCCCCUCAAAAUGAUGACCAAGGGAAUCCACAAGCUGACUGGGUAGAUUUAGCCAUUCCACGCUAUAUAUUCCAAAACAUCAGUUUAAGUAAAAUGUUAAAAACAGCUUGCAUGAAGGGGCCAGGACUGCUGUGGUUUGCACGUGGUUGGCUCCUGCCGAAUGUAUGGUGGAAUUUGGUUGCAAUGCAACAGGGCAGAAGGGUGGUGCCACGAAGAGGGUUUGGUGUCUUUCUCAAGAGGUGAGCUCCCUCGGGCAUGGGUGAAGUCUCCCUCUGGCCUUCACUGCCCCCUCCUCUCUUCCGUUACACUCUCCUUUGCUGCUCGCUGCUUUGUCAAGUGUGGGGCAGGGUGAGGCCUCACCUCACCCGGUCAGCUUCCCCUUGGGGCACUGGAGGAACGCCACCUCUUUAUACCCAUGUUCGAUACACAGCUGCCAAAAUCAUUCACCCUAAUUUGCCAUUUCAGUAUCACCACCCACGAGACCCGGGCUUUCCACUUCCACUCCCACAACUGAAAAUGCCAAUUCAAACAGGCUUUUCAAGUUCCCUCUGCUGUGUCUCCUGGUUCCACAUGGCCUGAGUACCACUUGUUUCUUUUUUUCUUUCCUUUUUUUUUUUUUUUUAAGAUUUAUUUACUUAAGAGGCAGAGUUAGAGACAGAGAGAGGGAGAGACAGAGAAGUCUUCCAUCCCCUAGUUCACUCUCCAAAUGGCUGCAAAGGCCG
Molecule: messenger RNA, 3464 nt
Organism: Oryctolagus cuniculus (rabbit)
Lineage: Eukaryota; Metazoa; Chordata; Mammalia; Lagomorpha; Leporidae
Source: RefSeq, a predicted model, not a curated record